Rotaria sordida is the source of this 282-nucleotide messenger RNA. NCBI's taxonomy places the organism in Eukaryota, Metazoa, Rotifera, Eurotatoria, Philodinida, Philodinidae. The record is from the annotation of a GenBank genome assembly.
AUGUCAAUAGAUGAAUUAGAAUAUUUGAAAUCAAAUAUUGGUGGUUCAUUUUCAACAAAUGGAUUUCUUUCUACAUCAAAAAAUUGUCAUGUUGCUGGAUCAUUUUUCAGUGGUGCUGCUGAUACUAAUCAAUCAAAACCUUUUGUUUUUGAAAUAACUGUCAAUGGAUCUAAUCUUCAAAAUACGAUUUUUGUUGAUAUUGGCACAUAUAAUGGUUGUUAUAAUGAACUUGAAAUCUUAUUUAAUAUUGGAACAAUUUUUAAAAUUGAAAAUAUUUGUUAA